AUGGAAAUGACUCCAGUUCUUGAAACUCCUAAUGAAUCUAUUAAAAAAAGCAAUGUUAAUCAUCUUGAAGGCUUUAGUCUUAUUUGGCUUAAUAACAAUGAAAAUGAUGUUGACAUUCAAAGUGAAUUACGUAAUAUAAUUAAUCAUAUUGAAACAUUUGAUGAUGUUGAAGAAUGUAAAAAUUAUAUUGAAAAUACAUCAGAAAAUGAUCGAUUAGUUCUUGUUACUAAUGGUGAAUUCGGUCGACAAAUUGUUCCUUCAAUUCAUCAAUUAAAACAAAUUUCAUCAAUUUAUAUCAAUUCAGAAGAUAAACAAUGGACAAAUGAUUUUCCCACGAUAAAAGGUAUCCAUGCUAAAAUGGAUGAACUGGUUUCACAAAUUCAUAAAGAUCAUAAAAAUCCUCGGAAAAUAGAAGAACCUGUAUGGGUGAAUAUGUUUACAACAAUAAGUGAUACAGGAAAAUCAACAACAGGAAUCAAUGGUCAAUUUGCAUUUUCUCAAUUAUUACUUGAUUGUCUUCUUCGAUUAAAAUCAAAUGAAAAUGAUCGAAAUGAAUUAAUUUCAUAUUGUGAAAAAGAAUAUGAAGGAAAUCAAAAUGAAUUAAAUCAUCUUGAUGAAUUUCAGAGAAGUUAUUCACCGGAUAAUGUUUUAUGGUGGUAUACACGUGAAUCUUUCUUUUAUAAAACAUUAAAUGCGGCUUUAAGAAAACAAAAUAUUCAUAUGAUUUAUUUAUAUCGUUCAUUUAUUAUUGAUAUACAAAAUCAAUUAAAAAAUCAUCAAUGCCAAUGUUCCACUCGUGUUUAUCGAUGUCAAUUAAUGUCAAUUGAUGAAUUAAAUUAUCUUAAAAAUAGUGUUGGACAAUAUGUUUCGGUAAAUUCAUUUCUUUCGGCGAGUUUACAAAAAGAAAUUGCAAUUUUUUUACUCGGUGAUACAAAUCAUCAAUGGAUCGGUCUUGAGAAGGUUUUAUUCGAAAUGGAUGCUGAUCCAAAAGUUGUUACAACAAAACCAUUUGCUGAUAUUAGUCAAUUUAGUGAUUUUAUUGAUGAAUUAGAAGUUCUUUUUAUGCUUGGAUCGAUAUUUCGUUUGAAUUCAAUUAUUCGUGAUGAUGAAAAUCAAAUUUGGAUUAUUCAAAUGUGUUUAUGUAGUGAUGAUGAACAUAAUUUAAAACAAAUUCUUAUGGAUAUGAAAAAUGAAAUUGGAGAUGGUGAAACAAAUCUUUGUAUUUUAGGAACAGUUGUACGAAGAAUGGGACAUUUCGAUUUAGCGAAGAAAUAUUAUUAUCGCUGUUUAGAUGAACUUUCACAAAAUGAUCCUUUACUACUUACUGUUUAUAAAGAUUUGGCUGAAAUUGCUUCUCAACAAAAAGAUUAUGAAGAAUAUCUUCGAUUGAGACACAUUUUAGUGAAAAUCAAAGAGGAAAUACAAUUAAAUGAUAAUGAGAUUGAGACUAGUGAAAUAAAUAAAUUAACCGACAAUGACACAAUACAAAAACGAAAAUCAAAAAAUUAUAUUCGAUGUAAUAGGCAUCUAAAAUUAUUGAUAUAUAGCUGUAUUCUUAUUUUGAUGAUUGGAACUGGAAUAUUUACAUUACGAUAUAUAAUUACAAAAAAACCACCAAUAUCUCCAAAAGAACAGAAAUCAACGAUAACGUCAACCAAAUCAUCAUCACGACCGCCACCAAGAAUGAGAACAGCCAAAAGAACAACUACAACGAUAGCGGCAUCGACAUCACCACUACUACUACUAUCAACAGCAACUACAACGAUAGCGACAUCGACAUCACCACUACUACUACCAACAGCAACUACAACUACAACAACAACCACACCACUACCAGCCGCAACGAUAACAACAACCACAUCACUACCAACCGCAACUACAAUAACAACCAUACCACUACCAACCGCAACUACAACAACAACAACAACCACACCAUUACCAAUCGCAACUACAACAGCAACAAAAAUAAAAAUAAAAACCACACCACUUCCACCGACAAAAACAACAGAAAUAACCACACCAGCAACAAAAACUACAGCCAAAACAACAACAAUGCUAACCGCACUUUCAUUUAAUCAACCAAAGUUUUGUCCAAUACCAGAUUGGAAUCCUUUUGGAAUCACUUUUACUAAUAAAACAACACUUGGGAAGUAUUGUCGCAACCUUUUUAUCAAUACAAACAACACAGUUUAUACAGUUGAUCGGGAUGAGAAACAAAUCUUAAUGUGGAUUAACAAUAGUAUCAAUCCAAACAAAAUUAUAUCUGCCAAUUUCUUUGAUUCAAAAUCCAUCUUCGUUACAAAUAAUGGUAAUAUUUAUUAUGAUGACGGUAUGAUAAAUGGUCGAGUUGAUAAAAAGAUAUCAAAUACAAAUACUUUUGUUAAUGUCAUGGAUGUUGAUUCACCAUGUUAUGGUCUCUUUAUCGAUAUUAAUGAUACUUUAUACUGUUCAAUGUUUCUGCGUGAUAAGAUUAUCAAAAGAUGGUUAGAUGAUAGUGAAUUGAUAUCAACGACUGCAGCUGGAACAGGUAGAAGUGGUUUUGCUUCGAAUGAACUUCAUGGUCCUAUGGGGAUCUUUGUUGAUUUAAACUUUGAUUUAUAUGUAGCAGAUUGUUAUAAUCAUCGAAUUCAACUAUUUAAACAUGGAGAAUUAAAUGGAACAACAAUAGUUGGAAAAGGAUCACCAAAUAACAUUAUUUCACUCUAUCAUCCAACUGGAAUUGUAUUAGAUGCUGAUAAAUAUCUUUUUAUAGUCGAUUACGGCAAUCAUCGUAUAAUUAGAUCAGGAUCAAAUGAUAUUCGAUGUAUAAUUGGAUGUGAUAGAAAAGGAUCACAAUCUCAUCAAUUAUCAUCUCCAACAAGUCUUAGUUUCGAUAGUUAUGGAAACAUAUUUAUUACUGAUAGCUCCAAUCAUCGUAUUCAAAAAUUUGAUUUCUUAUUGAGUUCUUGUGGUAAGUUUAAAAUAAUUGGAUAA
Messenger RNA from Adineta steineri, 2973 nucleotides. Lineage: Eukaryota; Metazoa; Rotifera; Eurotatoria; Adinetida; Adinetidae. The record is from the annotation of a GenBank genome assembly.